CUGAGUGGGGCCAGAGGGGGCUCCCUGAGGAGCUCCAGGCUCCAAGUCCCAGCCCCUCUAGGAGGAGGCGGUGGCCGUGGCUCAGCAGCCAGAGGCUUCUCAGCUCAGAGCUCCAGAGCCAGAUGUAACAUUGACCUUAAAUGGUAAAAGCUCCCCAGAGUGAAGAGAGGCUGGCCAGAGGAGGAAAGGGGAAUAACUCAGUUUUAGCCUGCGGAGCCCAGGCCUCUUGGAGCAUCUUGGGGCUGACGCCGUGGAGGUUCCGGGCACACGUGGCCACUCCCGCCAGGAGGCUGCCAUGCCCCACAUUCCCGAGGACGAGGAGCCCCCUGGAGAGCCACAGGCACCCCAGAGCCCCACCGGCCAACAGCUCUUCUGGAUACUGUUCCACUGUGUGUCAUCAAGACCCACAUCAUGACCCAAGAUUCUCCUGCUUCCCUCCUGGCCCCUUGGAAGGCCCCAGCCUCUCUGCUGCUUGCUGGCCUCCUACCAGGGGACAAAAGGGCCCUCACACUGCAGGAAUAUCUUGCAGUCCACCUCCCAUCAUCCUGACUGGGGAUGCCAGUUCACCGGAAGGAGAAACUGACAAAAACUUGGUCAACAGAGCUCACAGUCCCCACAGGAGGCUUUCUCACCGACACCUGAAGGUUUCCACUGCUUCACUGACUUCUGUGGACCCCACAGGGCACGUUAUUGACCUGGUCAAUGACCAGCUGCCAGAUAUCAGCAUCUCAGAAGAGGACAAGAAGAAAAACCUGGCGCUGCUGGAAGAAGCCAAGUUGGUGAGUGAACGAUUCCUGACCCGCCGUGGGAGGAAGUCCAGGAGCGGCCCCGGAGACUCCCUGUCAGCUGUUUCCCCGAACGUCAGCCCCGGAGCUUCUCUGAACUCCUCUCAAAGCAACUCGCUUACUGUCUCCACGCCACCUGGUUUGGAUGCAUGCAGUGACCCACAGUCCCCUUUGCCUGGAGCACCACCACAGCAGAAGGGGGAUGAGGCCGAAGUCUCUUCACCUCACUUUGGCGAACCUAAUGUCUCCAAAGGGUUAGCUGACCGGAAGCAGAAUGACCAGAGGAAAGUGUCUCAGGGCAGGCUGACUCCUCGUUCUCCCACAGUUGAGAAAUCCAAAGAGACUGCAAUUGACCAGAAGGAAAACUGCGAUCCCCUCCAAUGCCCUGAGGCCACACCCAAAGGCCCAGCUUCUGGCAUAGGCAGUGGUGGGAAAAUGGCCCUGAAUAGCCCUCAGCCUGGCCCUGGUGAAAAUGAGCUGGGAAAGGCACUUCUGAAGACAGCCAAGGAAGGCAACCCUCUGCCUAGAGGUCCAGCCCAGGGCUCUGGAGGCGUGGCUCCUCUGAGCCCCCAGGGAAAAGGUACAGCUGGAGAGCCGACAGGGUCAAAAUUUGGCUCCAAAGCAGAGUUGCGGCCCCCUGCUUCCCGGCCACCCCUACAGCGGGGGGUCUCCUGGGACAGCGGUCCUGAAGAACCUGGCCCCCGGCUGCAGAAAGUGCUUGCCAAGCUGCCUUUGGCAGAGGAAGAGAAGCGUUUUUCAGGCAAAGCUGGCAGCAAGUUGGCCAAGGCACCCGGACUCAAAGACUUCCAGAUACAAGUGCAGCCAGUACGGAUGCAAAAACUGUCUAAGCUCCGUGAGGAGCACAUCCUGAUAAGAAAUCAGAACUUAGUGGGGCUCAAGCUUCCAGAACUUAGUGAAGCAGCUGAGCAGGAAAAAGGGCUCCCUUCUGAACUCUCCUCAGCUAUUGAGGAAGAAGAACCAAAGUCUGGCUUGGAUGUCAUGCCUAAUAUUUCUGACAUGCUGCUGCGCAAACUGCGGGUCCACAGGUCUCUUCCUGGAAGUGCCCCUCCACUCACCGAAAAGGAAGUUGAGAAUGUGUUUGUACAACUCUCCUUGGCCUUUAGAAAUGACAGCUACACUCUGGAAUCUAGAAUUAACCAGGCUGAAAGGGAACGCAACCUAACAGAGGAGAACACAGAGAAGGAACUGGAAAACUUCAAAGCUUCCAUUACGUCCUCAGCUUCACUAUGGCACCACUGUGAGCACCGAGAGACCUACCAGAAGCUGCUGGAGGAUAUUGCUGUCUUGCACCGCUUGGCUGCACGCCUCUCCAGCCGAGCUGAGAUGGUGGGGGCUGUCCGCCAGGAAAAGCGCAUGUCAAAGGCAACAGAGGUAAUGAUGCAGUAUGUGGAGAAUCUGAAGAGAACGUAUGAGAAAGACCAUGCAGAGCUCAUGGAGUUUAAAAAACUUGCAAAUCAGAACCCAAGCCGCAGCUGUGGCUCCUCUGAAGACGGGGUGCCUCGAACAGCACGAUCCAUGUCCCUCACACUGGGAAAGAACAUGCCCCGCCGGAGGGUCAGUGUUGCAGUGGUUCCCAAGUUCAAUGCCCUGAACAUUGCCAGCCAAACUCCCAGCUCAUCACCCAUCCACUCUUUACCAGCCAUGUCAGAAUCACCCAAUGGGAAAGGCAACCUACCGGUCACCUCAGCACUGCCUGUACUUUUGGAAAAUGGAAAGACAAAUGGGGACCCAGAUUGUGAAGCCUCUGCUCCCAUGCCGACUUUGAGUUGCCUGGAAGAGAUUAGCCAGGAGACCAAGGCCAGGAUGGAGGAAGAAGCAUACAACAAGGGAUACCAGGAAGGUCUAAAGAAGACCCAAGAGCUUCAAGACCUGAAGGAGGAGGGGGAAGAACAGAAGGGUGAAAGCCCUGAAGAAGCUGAAGAGGCAGAAGAAACUGAGGAAGAGGAAAAGGACCAAAGAAGCAGCAAACUUGAAGAAUUGGUUCAUUUCUUACAAGUCAUGUAUCCCAAACUGUGUCAGCACUGGCAAGUCAUCUGGAUGAUGGCCACAGUGAUGCUGGUCUUGACUGUUGUACUGGGACUCUACAGUUCCUAUAACUCUUGUGUGGAACAGGCUGAUGGGCCUCUUGGGAGAUCCACUUGCUCAGCAGCCCAGAGGGACUCAUGGUGGAGCUCAGGACUCCAGCAUGAGCAACCUGCAGAGCAGUAGGAAACCUGACACCCAGUCGGUGCCCUGCUCCAGCACACAGCUGACUACCCUUUCCCCAAGCAUAGAGUUUCAGGUCGGGUGUGGGUAUGCUGCCACUAACCCAUCAGGAAAUGAGCAGGGUUCUUUCACACUCAGCACCCAUGUGGGAGCUAUGCAUACACAAAAACUGAUGUUCUCAGAAGAUCAACCAAACUGCCCUCGUAAAGCAUCUUGUGGAUUAAGUCACCUUUACCAAGGAACUCAAACAGAAGGGAAAGUCAUGUGCCCCUAGCUCAGAUGGCUAGGGAAAAUAAAACACCUUCACUGCAGAGGAUAGUAAGAAGCUCCCUCUCCCUCCCCUUUUUUCCUCUCUGCAGUCAGAAAUCAAGAAGAAUUAAUUAUGCCCACAGGCUAACACUCACCCUGAUGAUCAGCCCUAGAAUUUGGAGUCACAACAUGAAUAUCAUCCCAUUUCCUAUCUCAUCCUCACUGACUCUCCUCCAGCCUCCCCUUCUCCCCUUUGGAACCAGAGUUUCUCUUUACAGAAGUAGGAAAGGUUUCUCAGAAAAAUAGUUAGGCUGAAUUUAGACCAGUGCUUAAAAUGAAAUGGGAAGAUAUGAGUUAAUAUAUAUACAUCUGUAUACACACACAACACAUACAUACAUACACACAGCAUGCAUGUGCAUGAAGUCAACAACCCUCCAAAUAUGUGCUCUCAGUGUGUGUUCUGUAUAAAGCCAACCCACAGAAUUUUCACUAGGUGUGGGGCAGUCACUAGGCACCUGUUCAAUGAGCUCUCCACAUGGAUUUAAGAUGUUUGAAAAACACUGAAAACUCAUGAUUUCAACAGUGAACUUGCUGGUCUCCAUUUCAAGUGCUAAUUCUAAAUUGUUGUAUAACACAGUCUAUUCCCUAUUUGUCCUCUCCUAUUGAGAGCAGUUAACCCACCCUCUCAAGUGAAGGAGGAGACAUGGUAUGCUUUCAGCUCCUGUGUGCCCACAUGCAAAUGUGCAGUCUCACCUAAGUGCUUUAGUUUAAACGGGAUUUCCAACCCAAGUAUAUUUCAGAGCAUUCCCAACUGUUUAGCAUAAAACUGAAGGAGCACAUCCCAUCUCCAAUUUGACUUCUUGCUCCACCUUUACAGCCAUUUUUUUCAUUCAUCCCUCAUCUGUUGUGUGUGUAGGGGGGUGGUGUUGGUUUCUUGUGG
Messenger RNA from Lontra canadensis (Northern American river otter), 4200 nucleotides. RefSeq names its product inositol 1,4,5-triphosphate receptor associated 1 (gene IRAG1). Lineage: Eukaryota; Metazoa; Chordata; Mammalia; Carnivora; Mustelidae. The coding region runs from base 141 to 3014 and encodes 957 amino acids. The record is from RefSeq and is a predicted model, not a curated record. The transcript is spliced from 22 exons.